AUGACAGCCAUGGCUUCUAAACUGGGAACUCUUAUUGGUGAUCAAGUUGGGGCUCGUCUAAUUGCACAUGCAGGCCGUUUAACAAAUCCGGCCAAAUAUCCAGCAUCUACAGUGCAGAUUUUGGGCGCUGAAAAGGCAGCAGUUGUUCAGGCUAAAGUAGCCAAGAAAGAGAAGAAAAAGAAGAAGGAGAAGAGGAAGUCCUCGGCUGAUGAUACCCUAGAUACGACACAGGAGGCCGAUACCACACAGGAGAUGAACAUUUCACAGGAGGAGCCCAAGAAGAAGAAGAAGAAACACAAAAGGAAGUCCGAGGGUGAGGGGGGCCUGGAUACCACCCAGGAGAUGGACACCACCCAAGAGGAGGAGCCACCCAAGAAGAAGAAGAAGAAGCCCAAGGUGGAGGCUGAGGAAGAAGAAUCGGAGGAGGAGGUGACAAAGAAGAAGAAAAAGAAGAAGAACAAGUAA
Molecule: messenger RNA, 465 nt
Organism: Saccostrea cuccullata (small rock oyster)
Lineage: Eukaryota; Metazoa; Mollusca; Bivalvia; Ostreida; Ostreidae
Exons: 3
Coding region: 1-465 (154 amino acids)
Cellular component (GO): small-subunit processome; box C/D methylation guide snoRNP complex
Molecular function (GO): snoRNA binding
Source: RefSeq, a predicted model, not a curated record